AUGCUGUCUAAACGAGGGUAUAAUCCAGUUCAAGCGGAAACAAAAAAAAAGAAGAAGAGGGAACAAACCAAGCUCCGCGAAGAACGAGCCAAGCGCUAUGAAGACAAGCUAUCGCAUAAAAAUGUAGGACAAAUAGAGCGCCAAAUAUCGGAAUUGGCUGCGUUGGAAGGAUCGCAAGGCCUUAAUGCUCAUGAUAAACAAAUCUUGCAGAACUUAGAAAAGGACUUAGCUGUCAUACGAAAGAAGAAUAUUCACGGUCAUUCGGUAGGUAGAAUUGAGUCUGAAAAAACAAAGGAAGAAGAACGAAGAACUAAACCGAAACGUCCGUUCAUGCCUAAAAAUCCUAAGAAAAGUAUUUAUUAUGAUGCAGUGUUUAAUCCAUUCGGCGUACCUCCUCCGGGAAUGUCAUAUCGCGAAAAGGAAGAAGAAAGUUCAGAGACUGAUGAGUCCGUAAUUGAUAUACCAAUGCCUGAAGGAGAAUAUCCUUUUGAGGAAAAGAAGAAAAAGGAUAACAGAAAAGCUCGAAAUGUAGGAAGACGGCGAGAUGAAACCACAUCGAACCGGGUUGCCCCAGAUAUUAAAACAUCAGAUGCCGCAGAAGCACUAAAACCCCAGAAAACUGAUGCUUCGAAAGAGGAUGUAGUUACAGAGUAUUCUGCUCAACCGAUCGUCCGAGAUUUGCGAAAGGAAGCUACUCAGUUUCUCCCUGCAACUGUGCGCAAUCAGAAGCGCAAGUCUAGAGAAGAUGAUUCACCAGUCGCUCAAGACCAUGCUGAAAAGAAACAAAAUCAAGACCCAGAAGACGAAUUAAGUAAGUUUUAUCAAGAACUCAAUGGAGCAUAA
Messenger RNA from Schizosaccharomyces osmophilus, 843 nucleotides. RefSeq names its product splicing associated factor Saf1 (gene saf1). The transcript has a single exon. Bases 1 to 843 code for a protein of 280 amino acids. NCBI's taxonomy places the organism in Eukaryota, Fungi, Ascomycota, Schizosaccharomycetes, Schizosaccharomycetales, Schizosaccharomycetaceae. The record is from RefSeq and is a predicted model, not a curated record. Gene Ontology annotation, biological process: RNA processing.